Messenger RNA from Protopterus annectens (West African lungfish), 2241 nucleotides. RefSeq names its product prostaglandin E receptor 1 (gene PTGER1). Gene Ontology annotation, molecular function: prostaglandin E receptor activity; thromboxane receptor activity. Lineage: Eukaryota; Metazoa; Chordata; Ceratodontiformes; Protopteridae. Gene Ontology annotation, biological process: positive regulation of cytosolic calcium ion concentration; adenylate cyclase-activating G protein-coupled receptor signaling pathway; inflammatory response. Gene Ontology annotation, cellular component: plasma membrane. Bases 440 to 1606 code for a protein of 388 amino acids. The transcript is spliced from 3 exons. The record is from RefSeq and is a predicted model, not a curated record.
CACCCAUACGCUGUGGGCUGGAAGACUGAAAUCAAAGUCUGAAGAGUCAUCCUUUGAGCUAUUUUGUUAUUUGCCUUUCUGUAAAAAGAAAGUGUAUGUACAUGGCAAUGAAGGAAUUUCUGUAAUUCUACUGGAAUACUAAGGUGCUGCUGUUAAAACUGACAGUAACAGCAUUGUUAAGUGUUUCUGUACUGCAUUUAAGUACAGACUACUGAAUUCACAGCAAAUAAAUGGUGGAAUAAUUGCAGAGAAUGCUACAAAUGAAGGAAACUUACACGUGGAACUCAUAUUUGCAGCCUGUAGGAAUAUUAAAUUAAACCAAGUGAUUCCACAACUUUAAAUGAAAUGCUAAGAGACGCAAGUGAAAUACAUGUUAGUUGGACACUAUUUGGGGGCAGUCAGGACCUAAAGACAUUCUGUGGAAAAAGAAUUGAAAUGGAUGGAAUUAUUUUGUAAAGGGGAGAUGGUCACGGUACACCAGCAAAACAUGACACUUGCAAACCCAGAAACUUUCUUCAACUCCAGCUACAGUAUUCCCGAAAGCUCUAAUAUUUCUGAGGCCUUUCCAAAUGGAUAUCAGGAGAUGGGACCAUCUACACAAGCUGUUGUCUCACCAUCCGUUUCAGUGGCUGUGCCAACAUUUUCUAUGACUCUUGGGGCUAUGUCUAACAUCAUUGCCUUGAUCAUUUUGGUGAAAUCUUAUGCUCGUUUCCGUCGACGAUCAAAGGCCACCUUUCUGCUUUUUGCUAGCAGUUUAGUCAUCACGGACUUUGCUGGACAUGUAAUCCCAGGUGCCUUUGUGCUUAGACUUUAUGCUGUCAGAAUGCAGUGGAAAGCGAUAGAUGAAACCGGUGUUCUCUGCCAGUUGUUUGGUGUCUGCAUGGUAUUCUUUGGGCUGUGCCCUUUGUUUUUAGGGUGUGUUAUGGCAGUAGAACGUUGUGUGGGUGUUACACGACCACUACUUCACUCAGCAAUUGUCACAUCAACAAGGACUAAGCUGACAGUAGCAGCUAUAUGGACUUCAGCACUCCUCAUUGCAUUGCUCCCAGUUUUGAACUUUGGGAAAUACGACAUACAGUUUCCUAAUACGUGGUGUUUCAUAAAAGUUCAUGAAGUAACAGCAUGGAGUGACUUAAUAUUUGCUUUGCUCUUCUCACUGUUGGGACUAACGUCACUUUUCCUGUCACUUGUAUGCAACACCAUUAGUGGUGUAUCACUGGUCAGGGCCCGGAUACGUAAACAGCAGUGCAACAGACGAGCUAAGUCUCACGACAUAGAAAUGGUUGUCCAGCUGGUAGGCAUCAUGGUGGUUUCUUGCAUUUGCUGGAGCCCUAUUUUGAUUUUUGUAAUGAUGUUUGUCACCAAGGCCUACAGUGGGGGUCACUAUGAUGUGCAGCAUUACACAUGGUUAAUGUUUCUCGGAGUUCGACUUGCAUCCUGGAACCAGAUCCUUGACCCUUGGGUCUAUAUCCUCCUCCGUAGAGCUGUAAUGAAAAAAAUAUUCAAUCUCAUUGCUCGACAGCCUGAUUUGAAAAACAGCAAGCUGGAUCGCUGGGAGUUUAGCUCCUUUCAAAGUUCAGAACGGAGCAUAGUACACCGGUUUUAGACUAAACAACCUUACUGCUAUACUGGCUUUGAGCAAGAUGUUCACAGUCCCAGGAGUAUAAGCACAAAGAUGUGUCAUGUAUAUGCACUGGGCAGUCCAAAUGCUGGAACACACUGCUCCUCCAGGGUGCUCUACAACGAGUGGAACACAAGUACAUAACAAGUGAUGUCAGGAGCGAGUGUAGAAAGCAGCACAAGGAAUAAAAUGAGACAGCAGGACUGGAACUGGUACUCUACUUCUCAGAAUCUCUUGGGAAGUUUAAUAUUGUGGAAGGCAGCAGACACAUGCAGCACCAGAAGGAAGAUAAUGACUUGAUGAAAAUUACUGAGAAACAGCACAAGAUACCCAUGAGGUCCAAGUUCAGUUCUGAACUGUUUACUACUGUAUGCCUACAUAAUGUACAAUGAAAAAUAUGGACUAAAUCAAGACAUUAAACAAUACAGGCUAUAAAAAGCUGACUGAAUACUGAGAUGGUUGUAGUUUGUGGAGUUUUAGCUACAGACUAUGACAUGUAAUAUAUAUGUGUACAAAAGGGUGCAUGCAAAUCUAAUAAGUUCUCAUUUUUGUGAAAUACCAUUAUUAAUAUGUGAUUAUAUUUUAGAUCAGCUACAGAGCUAAUCAUCAUAAGCUGAAAU